CCUGCUGCGUCGCGCGCUCUCGUCCUGCGUUGCUCCAGCUGCUGCCGCUGCUGCUGUUGUCUGCCUGCCUGACGGUGCGUGCGUGCGUGCGAUCUCCUUUCCGCUCGCACCGUGCUGCUGCUCUUCAAUGUAGCAAAGACCAUGACAGGCAUCGCCGCCGCCUCCUUCUUCUCCAACAUUUGCCAGUUCGGAGGCUGCGGACUGCACUUCGAGUCGCUGGCCGAGCUCAUCGUGCACAUCGAGGAUAAUCACAUCGAUACAGAUCCUCGUGUGUUGGAGAAACAGGAACUGCAGCAGCCCACAUACGUCGCCCUCAGCUACAUUAACAGGUUUAUGACAGACGCAGCACGGCGGGAGCAUGAAUCUCUGAAGAAGAAAGUUCAGCCAAAGCUGUCACUCUCACUGACCGGCAGCCUUUCACGCAAUAGCGUAGCCACGCCCCCCCGCCACAACAGCGGUAACCUCACCCCACCCGUGACCCCGCCCAUCACACCCUCGUCUUCAUUCAGGAGCAGCACCCCCACAGGCAGCGAGUACGAUGAGGAGGAAGCAGAAUACGAAGAGUCCGACAGUGACGAGUCAUGGACCACCGAAAGUGCCAUUAGUUCUGAAUCCAUCCUCAGUUCCAUGUGCAUGAAUGGCGGUGAUGAGAAACCCUUCGCAUGUCCCGUGCCUGGAUGCAAAAAGAGAUACAAGAAUGUGAAUGGUAUCAAGUACCACGCCAAGAACGGCCACCGCACUCAGAUCCGUGUUCGCAAGCCCUUUAAGUGCCGGUGUGGUAAAAGUUACAAAAGCUCUCAGGGGCUUCGACACCACACCAUCAACUUCCACCCGCCCGUCUCUGCCGACAUCAUCCGCAAGAUGCAGCAGUAAAGAGUGCCAACGUCACACACACACACACACAGAACCGCUCCAAAUCCAUCCGCACCAGCAGCCGUGGCUGUCCAUUAACUUUCAUCCAUCUCGUCCGCAGAGUUUUGGAGGACAUCCCAAAAAGAUUUGUCUCGAGGACGUUUUUGUCUGUAUUUUACUCU
Rhinichthys klamathensis goyatoka is the source of this 1034-nucleotide messenger RNA. RefSeq names its product JAZF zinc finger 1b (gene jazf1b). Gene Ontology annotation, cellular component: nucleus. Lineage: Eukaryota; Metazoa; Chordata; Actinopteri; Cypriniformes; Leuciscidae. The record is from RefSeq and is a predicted model, not a curated record. The coding region runs from base 142 to 873 and encodes 243 amino acids. The transcript has 5 exons.